Messenger RNA from Porites evermanni, 6224 nucleotides. The record is from the annotation of a GenBank genome assembly. Lineage: Eukaryota; Metazoa; Cnidaria; Anthozoa; Scleractinia; Poritidae.
CCCGGUUACAUAAUUUCAAAGAUGGCGGAUGAUGGGGUUGGCUUUGUAAUCGACCAUUUGUUCGCCUUGUACUCAAUUUCUGAUCGUUAAUUUAUUACUUAUUUUCUCCGAUUUCCAAUUUAAUUUAAUUUCUAACGAUAUCGCAUAAAAAAAUCCACGAAAGUAUUUUCCUAAUUUAUCAGAACGUCAAUGUUCUCGUCCAUACUUGCUCGUUCGACAAAGCGCGUCAUUCGUCGCGGUUUUCUCUGGGACAUUCAAGCUCUUAGUUGUGCGUUGAGAAAAUCAUGUUGUAGCAAAGUAGCGAGUUCUGAUGAAGGACCUUUACGACUGUACAACUCCUAUCUGGAAAGGCAAGUACUUAAGCCAGAUGACUGUCAACUUCAAGUCGUCUAUCAGCUGCAAGGUUUAUACGAGCGACUCAAGGAUUAUGAUCCUCGACUACAACAGACAAGUAAGUCCGGAAUAUUGUUAAUAAAACGCUUCCGUAUACACUGUCCCUCUGAACUGUAUCGAGCUGCAAAGGCCUUGUUUAAUACACUGUGCAAUUUUAAGAUUUCCACAUUGCCCUUGCAUUUCUUAGCCCAUUCGCCCUUGGGAAUUUUGUCGAAAAACGCUAGUCGAGCGGUUUUCUAGUCACUCUCUGGCUAUAAAGAGCUUAAACAUACCACUAAGCUAUUUAAAGGUCGUGUACUUCGCGGCCUUCUGACCCAGAUGCAAAAUAUUAGCAUACGUUAAUUUUUUUCUUUUGCUGGACAAUAGUAGGCUUCAUUUUUCUUGGAAAAUUUUUAGGGAAAGCUUUCAGGAUCGUAGGAUUAGAUGAAAGGAAAGUUAAGUGGGUAGUGAAACAAGAUUUUGAUGGAAAUUUUCAGGUCAAUGUUACAUGUUUUCUGCCUUUCUUUCCGCUCUCCUCUCCUGAAUUGUGCCCAUGCUAGGGUGGUUUGAAAGAUCUCUUCUCCCUGCACAAGUUAGUGUACAAAGUUGUUCUUGACUGUUAAAACUGAAGACAUCAAAAGCGUUAGAAGGGACAUGAAUCCGCAUGGGCACUCAUGGCCAGUUCAGGGGUGAAUGGGUUAAGAAUUCAAAGGCAGCAAAUUAUAGUAUUUCACCCAAAUAAGUUAAAUUAAUAAGAAUCUAUUAGCUCAAACACGUAUGCGACAUUCACUUAUCAGUGGCCAUCCGAGGGGGUUAACCCCGGGACCCCCUGGGCAUUUGUACAAUGAUGUUUACCAAUCCCCCCACCCAAGAAUAAUAUUUCAGUACAAAAAGGCUACCAUGCCCUUCUCCGCUAGGUGCAUUACAAAUCCCGCAGGUCUUUCCCCUGCUAUAAAAGUGCAAAGUGAUUCAAUUCUCCCUUCUUGGACUAAAAAUUAGCAGCAAAUGUCAACAAUUCCUUCGUCAUGGCCAUAUUAUCUCUUGGGAUGGCUGCUGAUAAGUGCAUUAACCCAUUUCCUCCUUCUACUUUUGGUGAAAAACAACUUUUGAAGAUAGCUUUUCUGGUCACUAUCUGCUGUGAUGAGAAAGGACUACAUCUUGGAUCAUCCCAAAGAAACUCAUCCGUGCAUGAAAGAUAAAUUUCCCACUAGCGAAUUAAGCCCUGAAAGUACAGCUGCAGCAAAAAGAUAAAACACCAGAAGUGUUUUUUAUAGGCAGGUCAUUGAGGGUGCAAGAUCAACAGAAAAAUGCCUGCUUCAGCCCUUGGCAUUGAGACAACAAGAUAUUUGCGUACUUUAACUCAGACUAUUGUUUCUCUGAAAUUGUUUUGAAACAAAGACGUCUGGAACAUCUAAAAGAAAUUGCGUCUCUCUUCUGCUAUUAAAACAGAUUACAAAUUGUAGGAAUACACCAGACUGAAUUUUUCUGUUGCAUAAGGUGCUAAAAUUAUACAUAUUUUUCCUCCAUUGUAAUAUAAAAUCUAUUUCGAGUCCUUUUCUGCCCACUACAAAGAAGCUAUUUAAGCAACUAGUAAAUAGCACACCUAUGUUGAAAUUUUAAAAGCAUAAAAUCUCUGAAGGAGGUCUUUUCGUUAGAGCAAAAGGUUUUCAAAGGUUUCACGCCAAAAAAGUUGUCUAGCCGGUUAGUCUGCAAGCAAGCUCUCCCAAGGGAACAUAACGUCAUCGCCUGAUUAAAAAUUGGCCAGUCAGCAUUUUGCAUCCCAUUCUGGGAUGAAGAUAUUCAAAUUUAAGAGACGCAAGUGCAAGCUCACCUACCCCUCUCCCUCCCCCACCCCUGUACCCCUGGGAGCCCCAAGAGAGCUUGCUUGUGGGCUAGAUUUUAGUAUAUUAAUGAGUUGAUAUUGAAGGUGAAUAUUAUUGUUUGCCAUGUAAAAAGCUUAUAAAAGAGAUGAAAAAGCUGACUGUUAGUGAGGAUUAGCCCUUUUACCAAUGAGAGUAUAAUUCUGUUAAAAUAAAUGAAAUAACUAAAUAAUUACAGUCAAAUCCCACUUUUCAGACACCAGCUUAAUAAUAUGGACACCUGGUUAUUACACAUAAUUUUCCUUGUCCCUAACCCUUACAUAUUUCCUAAAUUCAACACCCCAUUAAUCAGACACUUUAUUUGGGCCCCUCAGUGUCUGUAUUGACAGGGUUUCACUGUAAAUAAAUCCUACUUUCUGUAAAAUGUUGAAUUUUACCGCUCACUCUCCGAACAUGCCCAAAAGUUUAUUCCCCUGAAGGGGCUUACCACAGUGUUUUUUUUGCAUGAUUAUGUGGAUGACACGCAUGCUCGAAAUGUGUACCAAAAGCUUCUCCCAUUGGAAUUUAUGAUUACUGAUCACUUUCUUAUCACAUCAAACCUUUUUUUUGUCUUCAGAUUCACAACCACAAGAAGCACCUCAGGGACUCUAUCUCCACGGAGGAGUGGGAAGUGGAAAAACAAUGUUGAUGGACAUCUUUUAUGACAGUAUUCCUGUCUUAAACAAGAAGCGUGUCCAUUUUUAUUCCUUCAUGCUGCAGUUGUAUUCACUGAUGAAUCGGUGGAACCUUUGCUGUCCAAAUUAUGAGGUGACAUUCGAUGUAACCCCAGUAGAAGCCGUUGCAUCUGAGCUAGCAGGCGAGGCAUGGUUGCUCUGUUUUGACGAAAUGCAACUGGCUGACUUUGGUUCUACUCGUCUCCUGGAAGGCGUGUUUCGAACAAUGCUGGAAAAGGGGACAGUGAUUGUUACAACAUCUAACAGGUAUUGUAAGAUUACAUAGUUGUCUUAGUCAUUUCACUUCAAAGAAUGCAAAGUCUUCAAAUUAAAGAAAAAUCUAUUACUCUCUUCUCAUAAAAUACACCAAAACAAAGUACAGAUGAAAAGGUGACAUUUAAACAGUUACAUUUACUACAAGAUUUCAUUCAAUCCAAGAAUUUAAAGUAAUAGAGACCAGAAAUGUAAAGUCACAUUAAUAAAUUGACAACAAUCUUCCCUGGUCGGUACUUUUAUCGACCAUAGAAAUGACAUCAAUUUCAAUACUCAAGUGGAACCACGAGCCAUGGGCAAGUGGUUUCACUGCAAUGUUUGUGGGAUUGCUAGACAUCUUUGUUGAAAACAGCAAGGUGAAAAAUGCCCUCUUGCCAAAAAAAAUAAUCAACUUGUUAGUGUAAAUUGAUGCUGAGGUUUUAGCGGCAUUAUCCUGAUCGCUCGCUACAAUUUUUCUUCGGUCAUAAGAGAAGUGAAAGGUUUAGUUAUUGAGAUUUUAAGCUCAUUCCUUCAUAUAUAGGAUCAGAUAUGUAUGUCAGUGUAUACCUCUAGCUUAGGGGUUUUCCUUCCCGCUGAUUGUCCAAAAGACUAUCUGGCUCUUCUGAAGUUUUUAAAAAAAAUUUAAAGAAUUAUCUCACUGAUAGCCGAUCUGUCGUUUAAUUUUCUGAUCUUGCUCACUCUGCACUCAGCCAUGAACUUAGUUCACUAGGUAGUUGNCCUGGUGUUGGGAGUGUCAUAUAGGUUUAAAUGCUGUCGGGAACUCAAGCUCUUUUUCUUUGUCCCACGCUCGUGACAUGCUGAUAAUCACACCCCUCACGCUCAUUUCCCGAGCUUAAAAUCCGCCAUCUUUCUCGAGUUCAAACACUGAUUGUUUUUAAAAAUCGUGGUUUCCAGAUCCCCCUUUGAACUUGGCACGUCAUCUUUUGGACGUGAGGAAGAGGCAUUGGACUCUGUGACGUCACUUGUGGGUUUAUUAACACGACACUGUGAGCUAGUAGCCAUGGAUUCAGAGAAAGACCACAGAAUUUUCCAGAAACCUGGAAAGGAGACUUACUUUACCCCAAUCACGGCUGAGACAGAGAAGGCGCUGGACGAAGCAUUUUGCAAGGCAGUCGGAAGUGGACUUCGGCUUUCAUCGGUUUCUCUUCCCGUGUACGGUCGGAAGGUACUCGUGCCUGUUGCCUCAGAGAAUCGCGUGGCUCGAUUUUCUUUCAACGAACUCUGUAGAUCCCCGCUAGGUCCAGCAGAUUAUAUUACCAUCUGUAAUCAUUUCCACACAAUAUUUGUGGAAGAUAUUCCCCAAAUGAAUAUUUACCAGAAGAACGAGGCCAGGCGCUUUUUAAGUUUUGUGGAUGCUGCAUACGAGAGCAAAGUGAAGUUGUUUUGCACCGCGGCUAGCUCGCCUGAUAAUUUGUUUCAGCUGAUUCCAAGCGACGACUCACUGAACGAAGACAAGAUGCACAUUGAAAUGAUCGGGGAGUUGGCUUACGAUCUCGAGCUCACCCAACUCGAUUUGAGAUCUCUGGGGAUUUUGACCGGCGAUGAAGAAAUAUUUUCCUUCAAGCGCUGCAUUUCUCGACUCAAAGAAAUGCAAAGCGAACUUUAUCAAAUGCAGAAGCACCGUCGCCAAGCCUUUUCGCCUUACUUGGGUUCGUUCGAGGAACGCAUUCAGUCGGAGAAUCGUCGUCGGGAACGCGAACACAAUCGACGCUUGAAAAUGCUCGAGUCUACCGGCCAUGAAAGCAGUGAUGCUCCAAGCGAGUUGCCGCUAACGCCGCUCACUUCAGGUUCAUCAGACUGGGGCGACGAAGCAAGUUAUAUCUCUUGGAGUAAUGAUGUCAUGAGGAAGGAACUUCGUGAUUUGGAAAGGAAGAGAAGUGGAGAGUACUUAAAAAGGCACGAUGCACCGAAAUUUGGUGAAGAGCACUUCUGGGGAUUCGGUUGGUGGGAGAAACUUUUGGGAAGAAGAAAUAAGAAAGGCAAGGGCCAAGACGAACAUGAUAAUUUUAAAUAAUAUGAACGCCUUAUUGCGUAGUCCGUAGGUCUCGUCUAACGUUUUAGAGAAAUGUAAUUGAAAUCCCUUGUUGUGGACUUUCAUUUGCAAUCAAAUCUGUUCCCUGCUUGAAUGGAAGCACCUUCCACUCUCUUAUCGAAAGUCAGCUCUGUGCUAUAAAGCCGUAGGAGGAGGGCGUGUCUGUGGGAGGGGGAUAGGAAGGAAUGCUGAUACUCUCGUGUCGAAAGUCAGCUUUCUCCCAUAAAUCCCUAAGAAGGGUGCAAGAACAGGUGUAGACGUGAAACACGGGAAAUAUCUUUGCGUACGAACAGUCAGUCAUCAGAUUGACAGUAGAUUGUUGGACAAGCGUGUCCAUCGACUGAUUACUACAAAUGGACCCUAUUCAAAAACUUCGUGAUAUUCAACAACGAAUUUUCGAGCAUUUCCCCUUUGUGUUCUCCUUUCAUGCACUCGCAAAAGUACAUAGCUUUCAUUAAAUCAAUUGGGUACGAAGAUGAUACUCUCUUAAAACUUUUUUCCGUUUGAAUUGUAUACAUUACAUUUACCGUGUCGUUUUUAUAAAUCUUCUGGUCUGACAGCGUAAUUAGUUGUUAUCUUUAACUUAAUGUUAAGCAAGUUCUGCACUAGUUUCUUUUAAGACCCCAGCUCCUUAUUUUUUCGUAAGAUGGCAGCGAUAGAGCGCUUACGAGACUAUAACUGGCGGCCAUAUUGGUUUCAAAUACACCAAUAGUGCGGGAGUUGGAGUGUAUAGCGUAGGGAGGGGAGGCGCGAAAUCAGUACUUCAACUAUAUUUACAUUUCGCAGGAUAACCAUGAAAAAAUAGUAUGAACCAAGGUGUAUUUAUUUUCUAACUCGUAAGAUUUACGUCUGCGCAGUUCACCCUGUAAUAAGUACUACCACCUUUUUAAGUGCGCCCUUUUUACCUGUGGCGCCUUGAGCAGCUCAUGGACAGUCAUCACUGUCCAAUGUAAGUGAAGUGGUAUUCAGUUCAGCGCGCAAAUAAAGAGGUACGCAGACGAAAUUCUAACAGGC